Messenger RNA from Acanthoscelides obtectus, 1000 nucleotides. The record is from the annotation of a GenBank genome assembly. NCBI's taxonomy places the organism in Eukaryota, Metazoa, Arthropoda, Insecta, Coleoptera, Chrysomelidae.
GGUCGAAGUGACAAUGAAGGUGUGGAGGUGAGGAGUGGUAGAAGUCGUGCUGCGAGGUCCAGAGACGACCAUAGGCGUCACACUUUGGGGGCCGACCAGCAAUAUCAUCCGUUGUCAGGGCAAGGAGGACCUCUGUCUAGGACCAUGGAUUUGGAGGGCCAGCCUAGGGGUUACCCACCCCCCUCCAAUGCAAUGCUCUUUGACGAUGACCCCGGCAUCAUGUCGGAAGUAGAAACAAGCUCAACUGGUUUCAGACGAGGCGGGAAGCAAAGGAGUUCCCUGCCUGUCGUUAGAACUCCCAGCAAAACUUUAGAAAGACCAUUAGGCUUAGUGUUCCUCCAGUACCGAAACGAAACGAAACGUGCUCUUCUACCAAACGAAAUAACCUCAAUAGACACUGUGAAGGCCCUUUUUGUGAGGUCGUUCCCCAAGCAGCUCACCAUGGAGUAUAUGGACUCACCAAACGUUAAGAUCUACAUACACGAUUCUUCUAAGGAUAUGUUUUACGAACUUGAGGAUCUCAGAUCGCACCUCCGCGAAAUCCGCGACCGUUCCGUCUUACGCCUCUUCGAGUCCGCAGACGUGUCUGGUGGGUUGCCUAUCGCCGGCAUCGGCAUUUCGGCUGCGUGCGUGGGCGGCAUCGGCAUUCUGCCGCCCCCGAAUGCCGCGCCGCCCGUCGCGUCGCAACCGCCCCAUUUCGAUGAUCCCAGUUAUUUCUCGGAACCGGAGUUCGACUCGGAGUACCAGCAUCAGCAUAUACAUAAAACUAAGGUUAGUAGGAGCAAAACUCUUAACGAUUUGGGGAUAUUCCAGUCGUUAUUGUGUGUUGGAAGCGCGAAGGACUUUACCGCAUGGGCUAUCAUGUAUGGUACUCUGUAUCUAUGCAUGAAGAUUUAGAGUAAACGUUUCUGCUAUUUUUUCGUUUCAUGGAGACACAGUUGAUACUUUCGAUUGAUCCUCGGCAAACUUAGCUUCCUGUGCCCAAUGACAAGAAAUAAAU